AACAGGGGCUUGCCCCCGGAUCUUGCCUCCUGUCCUGAGCAGCAGGGGCUGUGAGGAGAGAGUGUCCCCGGGCAAGGGGCUCUGGCUGCCCAGGGCCCUGCCCUCCUGCGCAUCUAGGCUUUUCUCUCCCAGCUGCCACCCCGUGCUGCGUGGAGGGCUGGCUGGGCAUCCAGGAAGCGGCGGCCUCGGUCCCGUGUCAUCCUGUCACCGUGGGCGGCCACCUUGGCUUUUAGGCUUCGGAGUCGAGGAGGGGCUCCUGGGGACCUGGGGAGGCAGUGUCUGAAGCAUGGCGGGAGGAGGAACAGCCUUCCAGAAGCCUGUUAAGAGGCUGGAGUCCACAAGGGCAGAAGGGCCAUCCUGUUUUCUGUUCUUCACGGAUCUUACCACCUACCGCUUCUCACCUGGGGCGGGUGGGUGCCUGUCGCCCUCCCGCCCGCUUUCCGCCACUCCUGGGCCAGAGCCGCGUCCAGCACCACGGACAGCUCCGGGCGCCUGGCAGUCUGGCUUCCAUCAUCACGGCUCUCGAAGCUGCGCCCGGAAGACCACCCACAGCCCCACCACGGGCCUGCCACCCACCCCCCACCUCCGCCCCGGUGACCUCUAUAGAACAUUCCCUGGGGGCCCCGGUCCUGCCUUCUCCUGUGGCCUCUGGCUCUCCUGCUCCUGGCCCCGUGGCUCGUUCCGUCAGCAGGCGUGUGCGGGGCGAAGGCAGAGCUGGGGCGCAGGGCUGCUCCGUGGUCAGCAGUCUGGCGGCGAAGGCAGACAGGAGCCACGGGACACUGGAGGCACCGUCGUCUGGCUUCUCCUGUCUUGCGAGGUCCCUCCCAGGUCUAACCGACACCCGUCCCGCUGAAGUUCCAGUUCUCCGACCCUGGGCUUGACAUGGCCGAUGGGGGAGACCAAAGAGAAGGACCUAUUUCACCCAGCUGGCAUGGGUUCCCUCUGAGAAGCCCUCCUGGAUUGAAUGAAGGACACGAGGCUAAACUCUAGCAAGUUGACUGGCUGCUCCAGGAAGCCCCCGGGCAGGACAGAAGGGGCAAGACCGUGUCUCCAGCCUGGGCUGCCUGUGGCACCUGGAGCCGCCUGGGAGAGGACUUCGUAUAACCUUUGCUCCUGCGGCCACGGCUGUCCGCCCCGGCCCGUCCCAGUCCCCGUGCCGUCCCAGCUGGGAGUCCCCUGAGACGGCGCCCCACCUCAGAUCUAAUAAAGACCCCUGAAUGCUGAGCCA
This is a messenger RNA of Hyaena hyaena (striped hyena), 1228 nucleotides long. RefSeq lists its product as uncharacterized. The transcript has 8 exons. NCBI's taxonomy places the organism in Eukaryota, Metazoa, Chordata, Mammalia, Carnivora, Hyaenidae. Bases 287 to 853 code for a protein of 188 amino acids. The record is from RefSeq and is a predicted model, not a curated record.